AGUGUGUGUGUGUGAUCGAAGCUACGCGAAGUUUGUUGUGUUUUUCGUAGCCAAGAUAACCGUGUCAAUAUUCAUAUUGACUGUUAGUGGCGGCAACAUUGUUGAAUAAAUUGUAUGAAAAUAAUUUUGAUAUCAAAUUUUUUACACCUGACUUGCCUCUUGUAAAUCAAUAAGUUUCAUAGGGAAAACAUGUUUGAAACAAAAAUGCUCGAUUCGGAGUGCAACGCGCUGAGACGCGGGUGAGUGUGAGCGAACAUCAUGUAAUUCUUCAAGAGUACAACGACAUUGUUGAAGAGCUCAAACGGGAUUUGGAAAUGUGCAAGACAGAGCAGACCGACAUUCGUUCUGAGUUACAAGCUUUGCACGUUGAAAGUAAGAAUAGCAGCGACGCUAUGCGUGAUUACAUUUCACGGGCCCACUUGGAGGAAUGUGGCAAUGAGGAUGUGCACAACAAAAUAAUUAUGAAUUUGAAAGAGCACAUUGCAGUCCUGCAAAUGGAGAAGGACUCUGCGGUUCAACUGUGGCAGGUGUCAAUGAAGGCUGUGGACGCUUUAGAGCAGGAACUCAAAACUCGCCCAGUGGACAACAGAGACACCAAGUUUUAUGAGGCGCAACUGAAAGACGUCAGACAAUCAUACUCUGAGGCCAUAAAGGCUUUGGAGGGCAAGCUACUUCAGACUAAGGAAAAUUUUGCCAAGCAGCAGUCCCUGUGGAUGUCAAAUAAGGAGAUGAUAGAGGCUCUAAAGCGAGAGAAAGAGGAAACGACAAUGAGAUAUCAGGAGCUCCAACAAGACGCUCAACGAAAAGACAGGGAUAACCAACAGACGAUACAAUCGUUAACGGAAGAAUUGUCUGCCGCGAAGAUGGAGAUACUGAAGAUAAGUCAUUUAAAGUCGGACUUGGAAAGAAAACUGAGUGAGAGUAGAAGAGUGGCCAGCAGUCUUAUGGCGAAGAAUGAAGAAACGAAGUGCAAGAUGGCAGAGACCCUCGAUCUAGUAGAAUCUGCGAUGAAAGAAAAGGAUUUUGCACUUCAGAGAGAGACACAGAUCGUGGAGCAAAAUGCCAGGCUGGAAGCUCGGUUGGCUUCCAUGGUCGAGGAACACGCCGUCAAGAUGCGAGAGGAAAUGGCUAAAUUGAGGGAUGUUCACGAGCACAAUGUGAAAAGAUACUUAUCAGAGAUUAAAGAGCUGAAAUCGGAAUUGCGGGAGAAGGUAACGCUGUUGGAUCGAUCGCAACGAGAGAACAGACUGGCAGAAGAGGAACUGGAGAGAAUGCGCCGAGAUUCCGAGGAUCUAUUGGAGAAGUCAGCCGCGAAGAUUCUCACCUUCGAGCAAGCGUUAAAACAGACCGACUUCAAGCUGGAGGCUUGCAGUGAGAUGUGCAGACGACAAUACAAUUCGGAUAUGCAACAGCUGCUGGAAAAGAUCGUCAGCUUAGAGGAAAAGUUGGCGACCUCGAACGAGAAGCUGAAGCAAAUUCAGCAGCAAAACUCUACAGAUGAGAUACGAGAUCGCAUCAAGUUGGCCGACGAGAGAACGAAGGACGCGAUCGAUCGCUACGUUAAUUUGGAGGGUCAAUUGGUCAAAGCUACGGACGAUAAGGAAUCUCUGGCAGUGGAAUUUAAGUCGCUGCAGUCAGCCUUCGAUCGCGAGAUACACAAGCGAGAUUACGAGCGAUGCACGUUGGAAGCUAAGAUCCGCGAAUUGGAAGAGAACCUUGUAAAAGAGAAUUAUCUGACGGAGAGUAAACCGGGCGCAAAUAUUUCCCCAAUACAAGUCGCCUCGCAACCUCGAGCAGAUUCGAGCAAACAUACUCUGGAUAUACGAGUUGAAAAUAUGGAUCAUAAUUGGCAGUCUUUGUUGACUGAGCAAGUGAAUAAACAACGAGAACACUUUGAUAAGAAAAUAAGGGAGAUGACACAGCACGUGACAAUUCAUCAAAAAUUAAGCAGAAGGUGGAGGGACGAAGCAAAGUCUUUGACGGCACGAUUUCAAGUGAAGUCUAAGGAAUUACGUGGAAAAAUUAGCUCAUUACGUAAAGAAAAUGCCGAGCUACACAAAGCGCUCCUACUUUGCAAACAGCAAUUUACUCCACUUAAAAUGGACACUAUUCAACACAGUUAUGCACAAGGAUCCGAGAUCAGGUGACAAUAUCCCAUACUAGGUACAGGAUGGCACAUCAUGAUCUCAGAUACUGUAAAUAUUACAGAGGCUCUAUUUACCAAAGAGAUACAAACCUUGAGAAACAAUGUUAAUUUUUUCUUUAAAUUAUUUCCUAUCUAUCUGACAAUGUCGAUAUUCUUAACAUCAAGUUUCAUUCAUUGGAAACGAUGCAAGCUGUGAAUAAACUGGGAAACCAA
Monomorium pharaonis (pharaoh ant) is the source of this 2359-nucleotide messenger RNA. Its product is annotated as COP1-interactive protein 1. Lineage: Eukaryota; Metazoa; Arthropoda; Insecta; Hymenoptera; Formicidae. The record is from RefSeq and is a predicted model, not a curated record. The transcript has 7 exons. Gene Ontology annotation, cellular component: centriole. Gene Ontology annotation, biological process: clustering of voltage-gated sodium channels; cilium assembly. The coding region runs from base 315 to 2147 and encodes 610 amino acids.